GGGCACUCACAAAGGUGGGAUGAUAUUGCGUAUAAAUAUCAGUACUUUUGCUGUUGGUAUUACGUCUUUAAAGUUGCGGAAGACUUAAACGUCUCCAUUAUCUUGACGUCAUGGAUGUUUCUUUGGUACUAGCUUUUGCUGUUAUUGGAUUUGCUCUUGCAGCAGAGCCAAUUGUAAACUGCCCAGCUCCAAGAUCUCCAGAACAUGGCCAAGCAUUCCUUUACCAAGAUGGAAGCAUCGUGAAAUAUGUAUGUGAGCCAGGUUACGUACUUUUAGGAAGAGAACUUGUUCGUUGCCUUGAUGGUCAAUGGGAGGAUCCUUUACCUAUGUGCGUGGAAACAGAUAAGAGCUCUGAUCAAGCAGGAGAAGAUUUGAGUGGUAAAAAUGCUUUGCCUCCAGUUUUCCCAACGAGACCUUUGUUUAGCUGGGGAAGUGACUCUGAAAAUAAAGAUUCAGAUACUGAGAAGAAUUCGACCGCAGAAGAAAUGCCAAUGAGUGACGAAGCUCGUAUGCGUAUGGUGAUUUAUCCUCGUCGCAGAGGGCGAGUUAUUACUCGCUACAGAACAGCUCGAUUGCACAGCGCAACGGAGUUGGAAGAAGAAGAAAAGAAACGUUCCCAAAGAGAAGAGAAAAAGACUUCAACAACAAUACAUUUAGAAUCACCACCGUCCGUUGUGUAUGUGAGGCGAACUGUUUCUCCAGGUAAAAUAACGAAACAAGAGCAAGCCCUUAAUCAACAAUAUCGCACUGCUGCUGUGCAUAUGAGAGUGGACAACACUGACAAUGGUGAUCACCUACAGAUCGUUGCUUUGCCUAGGGCUGCUGUAUCUCAGGAUGAUAAAGGUCACCAAGCUGAAGAAACUUUAAGGCACAUGUACUACUUAGCUAAUUACAAUUACCCUAGACAAGCGUCUCUGGUUGAAUAUCGAAGUGGCACUCCUGUCGUAAUGACUUUAAGUGAGUCUCAGAUUAAUUGGAUCAACAGCCUGCACCCAGAUCUUCGUGACCAGUACUUGAAAGACCUUUACGUGAUGCGCGCUGAAGAAGCAGUAGAAGGAGCAAGAGCUCAAGCUUUCUUGAGGCGAUAUGACGACACUUACAACUUGUAUUACGCACCAGUUCAUCUUAGACAGCCAGUGUCCCUGGUUCUGCAAGACCCAGUUCGCACUUACGACUACUCAUGCAACCAGGCUCAUUCAAGUUUUGUAAGAGCUCCAAAACUUCCUAAUGCGCACGUUGCCCGAUAUGAUAGACGACAAAAUCCUAAUCCUCCUAACAAUCAUUACUUAUCUGCCGUUUAUCGUUGCGAUCCUGAAUUCACCAUGUUGGAUCCUAGAUUCACCGAACUUUAUUGCAGUCGAGGACAAUGGGUAGGACAUGAGCCAAUAUGUGUGCCCAGAGCUUAAAGUAUAUAUCCUGACUGGAAAGAUGACAGGAAAUUGAAGCGCACAUUUUAUAUAUCUUUAUGCUUUGCUUAUGUAGUAUAGCAUUGAAUCGUCGACCAUAAGGAGAUUUUGUCUUUUCAUUUUGUGUGUUUCUUGCUUCGAAACAAUUUUUUAAUAAUUUUUUACGCUUCUGUUUUGAAUAAUUAAUGAAAUAUAUAUUACUGCAGUUUCCAAAUUGCUUUAUACAUUAAGAUUUUGCUUGAAAUAUUGCAAAUUAUUGAAAAUAAUUAAAAGAUUGUUUAUCAAACCUUAUUAAAAAACUCGUUAAUCUAGUAUAAAAGAUUUUUCUUAAAAAAUUUGCGGUCAAAUGAUAUGAACAUUUUACUUUUUCUCCUAUAGGCAAUAUAAUCGCGAAAAUUUGUAAAAUAUGUAAUGUAAAUAAAUUGGACGAAAAAAAUAUAUAAACACAAAUCUGAGCUUAUGUAUAUAAUUGGAUAUCUAUGUAAAUAUGUAAUUAUUUUUAUUAAAUUUCAUCACUGACUUAUUUUUCAGGAUCAGUAAUGGAUGUAUUAUUGUACAAAAAACUAAAUAUAUCUUAAGAGUUUCAGUAUCCCAUAACUUUGUAUUUUGUACAUAAAUCGCAUGUAUUUGUAAAAAAAAUGUGUUUGCUUCUUAUGUAAAAUAAAAGUUUUUUGUUUGAA
Stegodyphus dumicola is the source of this 2086-nucleotide messenger RNA. RefSeq lists its product as uncharacterized. NCBI's taxonomy places the organism in Eukaryota, Metazoa, Arthropoda, Arachnida, Araneae, Eresidae. The record is from RefSeq and is a predicted model, not a curated record.